GUGGUAGCCCGUGAAAUAACUCAAACCAUAUUUGGAAGUCUCUAUAUCAACUAUAACUUUAUUCGAUUAAAAGAGCGAAAUGCUUUAUAGGGGGAUAGUAUAAUAAUGUGUUAUAAUUGAUCUUUAGUAUAAAUAAAAAGGGAAAAAUUACAAACGAAAUAAAGAAGUAUGGCGCUGAGCUCUUACAAGAGCCAAAGAUGCACGAAUACGUCUCUGAACAAGUUAGUUGUCGUAGUCGUAGUCCUGCUCGGGUUCCUCGUAAGAAGGCUCCUCGUAAGAGGGCUGCUCGUAGUCAGUGUUGUUGUUGCCGCUCUCGGGGACAAUGGGCUCCUUGCCGUCCUUGUCGGCAAAGGGGUCGUUGUGGCGGUCCGUGUUGCGGACAUACUCCUGGAUCUCAGCAAGAUCGUCGGCAACAGCCUGGCCCCAGAUAUCAGUGAUGAAGCCGUAUACCAUGUCCAUGCCGGCCGAGAUGCCAGAGGAGGUGUAGAUGUUGCCAUCGACAACCCAGCGAGCCUCGUUGAUCCAGUUGGUCUUGGGGCCAAGAGGGACAACCUCGUCAAAGGACUGCUUGUUGGUGGUGGCGUUGCGGCCGUCGAGGACACCAGCACGGGCAGCAAGUGCAGAGCCGGUGCAGACAGUCAAGAGGUACUUGAGCUUGGGGUACUGCAGCUUGACAAAGUCGACAACGUGCUGCGAGGCAGCCGUGUCGCGAGUACCCAGGCCACCAGGGACAAGGAGGACCUCGAGAUCGGGGCGGGGAGCCUCGAUGGCGUGCGUGGCCACGAACGAGGCGCCAACGGGGCCCUUGCCGGGGACAACGCUGCUGACGGUCUUGUUGCCAGUGGUCAGGAUGUCGACGGUGAUGUUGGCAUGCUUCUGGAGCGUGGCCAGUGUGUCCAGAGGGCCGUAGGCAUCGAGCACCUGGAAGCCGUCAAAGAGGACAAUGCCAAACUUGGUAGGCUUGACAGCGGGAGGCGUGGCGGCAGGAGGCGCAAUAGCAGGUGUAGUGGCGGCAGGAGGGGCGGCGCUGGAGGAGGCAGCAGGAGUUGAAGAGGACUCGGGGAUGCUCGAGGAGGCGGGCUCGGUGGCCUCGGGGAUGGUGCUGGACACAGGGGGAGUGACGAGCGUGCUGUUGUCGGCGCGGAUGGCGAGGCCCGAGGCUGAGGCCGUCAGCAGAGAGAGAAGGACAGAGGACUUGACAAGCAUCUUGAUCGUUGGCGCUAAAAGAAGGCUGCGGCUGAAAGAAGAAGAAUGAAGAAGAGGAGGAGGCUGUGUAUUAGAUGAGGAGUGAGUGUCUGAUGAGAAUCGAAACAGAAUCCAAGCGGGAAAUCCAGCUGGUAUUUAUUUUGCCAUUUGUCCCUGCUUUUUGCAUUGAGAGUUAUCUGCCAUUCGCUUGCUUGUCAUCUACAGCAUCGCAACGGACACGAUAUUCUCUGCAACGCUGGCUUACACGGUGUAGGAGCCGUUGCGCCUACAGACGUUGCGUUGCGCUGGGCCCGCACGCGAUGGCGCUGCAGCCUGCCGGUGCCUGGGCGCGCUGAUUAGCGGAAGCCUUUUUUGCGCCAUAUUCUACUUAAUUAAUUUCAUCAACGGCGCCCCAGUGGGGGAAGAAAGAGGCGGGUGGUGGCCGCGCACUGCAGAGCUUACAUCGCCAGAAGCCGCCAAACGCGCAGACUUUUUGACAGGAAAUAGCGUGCGGAAUAGGCAGGUGGGUUAGGGGGGCGUGAGUGGGAAUAGGGCGAUUUGUAGGGCUGAACAAGCCACUCAAUCAGCUAAAAGAGGAGGUCUUUGCUCCGCUGCAAGCCAAUCAGGCUGGAGAGUAGACGAAGCACCGCCGCGUCGCAAUGGCUCUUCACCUUUUCUUCCAAGCGCGUGCAGCAGCAACGGUGAGAGAUUUUGCUUCGAAGCUAAUGACCAAUUGUGAAGCGAAAGGGUUGCGUGCUCUGCUCGCCUCAUCGUCAGCCUGGAGGGUUCCCCUUGCGCGUGCUGUGUUGCAGAGUAUCUCCCAGCAAGUGUCGUGUGCUAUGCUACUGCUGCAUUACUUUGCAUCGUCUGGGCGGCCAUUGAUCGUCUAAGCGAACAAAACAUCACCAUACCAAAGAUGCACAGCGGUAAAGUCAUGGCUGCUGCGUCAUGUUGCAUCCCGUGACAGCUCGCUACUUCGCUGGGUUGCGCUACGGGAUGCGACCCAACGGCGGACCCAGCGGACUGGACCAGGGCAACGACAGGGCGAAGGAAAAAAGUCAAUCACUCACGUAUUGCCCUGCUAAAUAUACCGAAUAGAGUCACGGGCGGCCCUCUGCGCCCAGCUAAAGGCUAAAGUCGUCUGCAGGCACAAGGAGUCAUAGCCUGAUCUGACACGGUGAUUGGCUGCGCGCAACGACACGCCCCCUCCAAACGAAAAGGCUGCAGCCUCACCCGUUCCCUCACCGGAGGGGUUCUUCGUUUCGCACAGCGGCGGACACUUUGAGAAGUACUCGCCUUGGCCCCCCCGACGAUGAGGCAAUGCGGCAGUGCUUGCAAUCGGGCGGCCGCGGCGGAGGAACGAAGGUGUGCCUCGUGGAUAGGCGAACGAAGCGAACGGGGGAAUACGAUGCGGAUGACGGCCGUGGGCUGAACUGAAGUUAUAAAAGGGAUUGAGGCUGCCGGCUUGGAGGAAAUGAUAUCCGGAUCUCGUCCCUAUUCUGUUUCUAUCCAUCUUUAUUAUCAAUCACUCUUUUAUAAAACAAAACAAACAAAAACAAACAGCACUUACACACUUGUACACCCAUACACUUACACGUCUUCAAGACUACUUCGCCUGCUCAACAGCAACAAAAUCCCAAGACGCUACCUGCCCGUAUAGCUCUUUUUGUGUUAGCAUGGCUGAAAACACCAGCAACAACAACACACUGCAAGACGCUGGGCCAAAGGACCCUGCUCAACUAGGAAAGCUCUGGGAACAACUCGAAAAGGAACUCCCGGUCGACAUACACAUUGAUGAGACGCACAAGGAUAAGACGGCUCUGCAGCUGCUAGAGUCAGAGCCCACGGCAUCCAUCUUCCACAAAUUCGUCAAGGAGAACCCAGACAUCCUCAAGACAUUCAGCACAACUUCCGAUGGAGAGUACACAUUCUUUGUACCAGUCGAUGGCGGCUGGCCUCCUGUAGGCAACACUACUGCAAGCGAAGUCGGGCCUGAAGGAUGGCCUCCUCCUGGCAGACGGGCUGCUGGAGAAGUUGGACCCGAGGGAUGGCCUCCUCCCGGUAGAAAGGUAGCCGGAGAAGUCGGACCUGAAGGGUGGCCACCACCUGGUAAGGCAGCUUUAGCUGGCGAGGUUGGACCCGAAGGAUGGCCCCCUCCCGGUAAGAGAGAAGCUGGUGAAGUAGGCCCCGAGGGAUGGCCUCCACCUGGCAAGGCCAACAUCGCCGCGCCUGCUGAUACUCCCGAUGACGGCUGGCCACCACCCGGUUUGGCUGCCGAAGCAGCUCCCUCUAACGAUAAGCCACCUGAGAUCGGCUGGCCUCGAGCAGAGAAGGCUGUGGCGGCAGGUGAGCCAGAGAUUGGCUGGCCCAAGCCUACAGCUCCAAGCACCGGAGAGAUCGGACCUGAAGGAUGGCCUCCUCCCGGCAAGGCCAACAUUGCUGCUAUACCAUCUUCUGGUGAAGGCACCAACGGUUGGCCGCCACCUGGUAGAAAGGAAGCAAUCCGCCAUAACGUCCCCAGCUCUUCCAGCACGAACCCGGGCGGAUGGCCUCCUGCUUCCAACACUGCUCUGAUUCACGCCAUCAACAGAGUCUCACAGCCUGGAAACGACUCAAGCGAGUCAGAGGAUCAGCCUGCUGAUAAGACGGCACCAGGUGACGUUGGGCCUGAAGGUUGGCCUCCUCCUGGCAGGAGGGCCGCCGGUGAAGUUGGACCUGAGGGAUGGCCCCCUCCAGGUAAACUUGCCGCAGACGAGGUCGGACCAGAGGGUUGGCCUCCCCCUGGCAAGCGAGCUGCUGAGGGAACCGAUGGAGGAUGGCCUCCUGUGGGCAAGAAGGUGGCUGCUAGCACUGAUGACGAGAAGCCCCCCGAGAUUGGAUGGCCUCGCGCAGAAGAGGCCAGCAGCAAGCCCCCAGAGAUUGGUUGGCCACAUCCACCACAACCUCCUGCUGUUGCUACCGCCAGUGACGAGAAGCCUCCAGAGAUUGGCUGGCCCCGUGUAGCAGAGACUGCCGCUGCUAGCACCGAUAAACCUCCCGAGAUUGGCUGGCCUCAUCCUGGACAACCUCCCGCUGCUACUGCCAACGACGAUGGAAAGCCCCCAGAAAUCGGCUGGCCCCGUGCCAAAGAGGCUACCGCAGACGACGAGAAGCCGCCAGAGAUUGGGUGGCCUCGCGCAGAGAAGGAUGCUACUGUUGAUGCUGCUAAGCCACCAGAGAUCGGUUGGCCGCAUCCUCCACAGCCUAUUGCUGCUGGUACGGAUAAGUCUGACGAGAUUGGUUGGCCUCGUGUGGCAGAGGCUACUGCUACUGUUGAUGCUGCUAAGCCUCCUGAAAUCGGUUGGCCAAACCCACCACAUCCCACUGUUGCCGGCACCAACGACGACAAGCCUCCAGAGAUAGGAUGGCCUCGUACGGCAACAGAUACUGCUGUUAGCACUGACAAACCGCCUGAGAUUGGUUGGCCUCAUCCUCCGCAACCUUCUGUUACUGGUACCAACGAUGAGAAACCACCAGAGAUUGGCUGGCCUCGUGCUGAAACAGACACUGCUGCUGAUACAGCUAAGCCUCCUGAGAUUGGUUGGCCCCGUAAGGAAGCAGACUCGGCUGCCAAACCUCCAGAGAUUGGUUGGCCUCACCCAGGACAGCCUCCGGUUGUGAGCACCAGCGAUGAGAAGCCUCCCGAGAUUGGAUGGCCUCGUAAGGAAACAGACGCGGCUGCUACCGCCGACGAUGAGAAACCUCCCGAGAUUGGCUGGCCCCGUGUAGCAGACACUACAGACAAGCCGCCCGAGAUUGGAUGGCCUCGUGUCGCUACUCCCUCCACCGACCUGCUCUCUCACCACAUCGUGCCUCACUUCUUCACGACCGAAUGGCUACGACACAUGGCCAACAUCCCCACGCUCGCCCGCAACAAGGUCAGCAACCGCCCUGGCAUGUUCACGCCCUCCUUUGCAGCUUCCACCGGCGGCGUCAUCAACAGCACCGUCAAAAUCCUCAAGAGCAACGUCAAGGUCGCCAACGGCAUUGUGCACUUCAUCUCUGCGCCCCUGACCCGCCCAGCCGACCUCCUCAGUGUUGUCGAGAACCAAGCCAACGUGCCCGACAUCAUCAAGAACACUAUCAAGCAGCACAACCUUAUCCCUGUCGACCAUGAGCAGACUGCCAUCUUGCCCUCGACUGAGGCCUUCCAGCGCCUCGGCGACGAGACUGUCCAGUUUCUCUCGUCGGCUGAUGGCGCGCCGUACCUGACUGCGCUGGUCAAGUACCAUAUUGUGCCGAAUACGACAUUCUACCGCACUUUCAUUUGGCCCAAGAAUGAUAUUGACAGACGUAUUCCUUCCACUGAGGCCCCUUCGACUCAUAUUGGUACGCGCAAUGUUCCCUUUGACACGCUGCUCAAGGAUAAGGAUGGCAAGGCGGAGCAGAUUGACCUGACGAUCCAUCGUCAUAUCGGGUUGAUUGAUCUGGGCUUCAAUAAGACUGUUGCGGGAGAGGAAUUGGAUGUUUCGGCUAACAAUGGCUCCUUGCACGUUCUUAAGCGUGUCUUGAUGCCUGGCGGUGCUGGCGCCGCAGAGGGCGCUGUGUCUGUGGAUGACCUCAAGAAGGCUUUUGACGGAUUCGCUUUGUAA
This is a messenger RNA of [Torrubiella] hemipterigena, 5816 nucleotides long. The record is from the annotation of a GenBank genome assembly. Lineage: Eukaryota; Fungi; Ascomycota; Sordariomycetes; Hypocreales; Clavicipitaceae.